AUGGAAUUCCGUAUCAUGUCACCCCUUCUCUGCCUUAAGAUGAUUGUGCUGCUACUUUUAAUACGAAAAACGACAAAUGAUUGUACACCAGUUUUAGCUGCCGGUGGUGACAGUGAUAGUAUUCUUCAAGAGCCAACAGUGCCCCUGCUCAGUUAUUUAAGAGUUUACAAGUUUCAGAAGAUGGUUACUCUAUCACUCACAUUAGAUAGUUCAUCUGGUAGUGGGUUCAAGUCAAAGAUGCUUACAUGUAUGGCUUCUUCAACGCUGCGCCAAACGUAUGAAGGAUGGCACGAUGAGAUAGACAUAGAGUUCUUGGGAACAAUACCUGGAGAGCCAUACAAAUUGCAGACCAAUGUUUAUGGCAACAGUACGGGAGAUGGAAAUCUGAUCGGCAGAGAGCAACAAUUUCAUCUCUGGUUCAACCCAACUCAGGAUUUCCACAACUACAGCAUUCUCUGGACGCCAUCUCAAGUCCUAUUUUUGGUGGACGUUAUCCCCAUAAGGAGGUUUCCUAAGACAAAGAGCCUUGGAGUUAUAUAUCCAUCGAAGCCAAUGUCUAAGUAUGCAAGGAUUUGGGAUGCAUCUUCAUGGGCGAGAGAUGGAGGGAAAUACAAGGCCAGCUAUACGUAUGAGUCCUUCCUUUCCAGUUACACCAACUCCCAAACGAUUGGAUGCCAUGACAAGGAUAACUACUGCUCCAAAGUGCUCUUAGAUGGCUGUUUGGUUUCUCCGCAUUUGAACAAAAAGCAAAUCGUUGAUCUGAAAUAUGUUAGGAAGAAUUAUAUGACAUACGACUACUGCCAAGAUUUGCAGCCAUAUCCCAAGGGUUCCAUGCCUGAAUGCCCAACACAACCAUCCGAUUCAUACUAA
Molecule: messenger RNA, 870 nt
Organism: Cryptomeria japonica (Japanese cedar)
Lineage: Eukaryota; Viridiplantae; Streptophyta; Pinopsida; Cupressales; Cupressaceae
Product: probable xyloglucan endotransglucosylase/hydrolase protein 32
Exons: 4
Coding region: 1-870 (289 amino acids)
Biological process (GO): glucan metabolic process
Cellular component (GO): cell wall; apoplast
Molecular function (GO): hydrolase activity, hydrolyzing O-glycosyl compounds; xyloglucan:xyloglucosyl transferase activity
Source: RefSeq, a predicted model, not a curated record